Brettanomyces bruxellensis is the source of this 2370-nucleotide messenger RNA. RefSeq lists its product as uncharacterized. Gene Ontology annotation, molecular function: actin binding. The transcript has a single exon. The record is from RefSeq and is a predicted model, not a curated record. Lineage: Eukaryota; Fungi; Ascomycota; Pichiomycetes; Pichiales; Pichiaceae. The coding region runs from base 1 to 2370 and encodes 789 amino acids.
AUGGCAGGACCCCCAGCUCCUCCACCACCCCCUCCUCCUCCUGCAGGUGGAAUGGCAGCAGCACAGCCGACUUCCCAGGCUCUUCCCAAGAUUACACCCGAUAGAAACGCAUUAUUGAGUUCUAUUAGAAAAGGAACUAGGUUAAAGAAGGCAGUUACCAAUGAUCGAUCAGGACCAAUCACAGGCGGCGGAGGUGUUAUAAGUUCGAAUACAGCAUCGAGAAGCAAUGCCUCAUCGCAUCUAUCUGCACCAAAAGUCCCUACAUUCGCACCACAGGCAAACCAUAACUCCUCUGCCCCUUCACAAGUUGCACCAGCUGACAAUUCAGUUGGCUCACAAUUGGCAGGCAUUCUAGCAGGUGGGAUGCCGAAAUUAAAGCAUAUUUCCCAAACUCCAAAUGCAUCAUCGAAAGUGUACUCGGCACCGAAAGUUCCGUCCUUGCGACCCCAGAAAAAACUGCAUAAUGCAUCUCCAGUUGCAAAUGCAGGUGUUUCUAAGUUUUCUGUGCCAUCCGUGCCAUCUGUGCCAGCACCCCCUAUAAAUCGUCCUGCUAUGCCUUCGCAUGUACCUUCGCAUGGAAAUAAUGCCAUGCCGAUUCCUGGAAUGCCUACUCACAGGCCUCCAACCAUCAGGAAGGCAUUCAAUUCAAAAGGAACUGCAGGAGAAACUGCUUCUAGAAAUUCAAACAAGCCUGCUUUCAGAAAUUCAGGAGAGACUGCUUUCAGAAAUUCAAAAGGAUCUUCUUCUACAUCUUUCAAUACCCCUCCAAUUCCUGGUAAUGCUCCUCCUAUUCCUGGUAGUGUUCCUCCUAUUCCUAGCAACGCACCCCCAAUUCCUAGCAAUGCACCCCCAAUUCCUGGAAACGCGCCCCCAAUUCCUGGAAGUGCACCUUCUUUGCCAAAACAACCGGGUAUGGUAUCCGGGCAGAAAACGACUACAAACGCACCACCGUUGCCAAGAAACGCCCCACCCGUUCCGCAAGCGUCAUCUGCCAUAGUUCGACAAAAGCAAGCAGGAGCCAGUCACAAUACAGAAAAAGUGUCUUCUAUACCUUCGGCACCGCCUGCACCGCCUGCACCGCCACUCCCAGCCACUUUAGCGCCACAUGCUCCUUCUUCUUCACCUGCACCGCCACUCCCUUCAUCUGCUGUGCCACACACUCCAUCUGCACCGCCACUCCCUGCCUCAUCCGCCCCACCGGCACCCCAUCUGUCUUCAAGCAAAAAUACUCCUCUCCGUUCUUCUAAUAAACACAGAACAAAGCCUGUGCAGCUGCCGGCAUCAUCUUCUCCAGGUGCACUUCCUUUCCUUGCAGAUAUCAACAAACUAAGAGACGAGUCUCAUGUUGUUGGCAGUGAGGAUGUCGCUAAGAUUUCUGCCAAAAGAUCAAGUGCUCCAGAUGCAGUCCCGGGCACAGCCUCAAACAGGGCUCCAAAUCCAAGGGCUCCAAAUUCAAGAGCUUCAAAUGCUCAAAGAACUCCAAAUGCUCAAAGCACAGCCUCGAGUACUCAGCCCAAAGAACCUGCAAAUCCAUUUCUUGCUGCCAUCAUGAACCGGCAGGAGCAGAUCUCACAUAAGGCCAGCAAGCCGGCAGGUGUGUCUGCUCCCACUAUUCCGCAUGUUCCUGCCCCGUCCGGUCCACCACCACUUCCUCACACCAGUUCUAGAAGAUCAUACGAGAAAAAAGCAUCUGAGAGGUUGGAUAAUACUGCUGCAGAGAGGAAUACAGCGAUUGCACCGACUCUUCCAUCUGCUGCAAUUCCAUCUUCUUCCAUUCUUCCUUCUUCUUCUCACCUGCCUCCACCUUCUGCACCCCCUCCGGCAUUUCCAGAAUCAGCACCAUCAAUUCCAACAGUUGCCCCAUCUGCACCCCCUCCUCUGGCUCCAAUUAACCGCUCCAGGGCAUCUUCUUUGGCCAACCAGCGGUCUAGAUCCUCAUCUAGCACUGCUGCAUCCAUGAGAAGCAAAAAAGCUCCUCCACCUCCUCCUCCAGGUGUUGCUCCCUCCAUUUCCAGCACUCAACUCUACGCUGAAACACCUGAGGAUAGACUUGAACAGCAUCCAAAGCAUAAGGUAUUUGGAUUUGGCGUCAAGCACACUUUUAAGACUGAUGACUCGAGGAUUAACUCGCAGCAAAACGUCGGCUCAGAUUUGAGGAAGAUCGAUGUCUCUGCCUACACCAUUUCGGGUUCAGGUGGAACAGGUUCUGCAGGCCACGUUUCUGGUGAGAAAAUACAGAUCGAUGACUCCAGGUUUGCCUUUAAUGGAAAAAACAAUCUCCCCAAGCCUCGCCGCUUCUCGGGUAAGGUGAAGCUUUAUCCGAGCGGCAGGGGAAGCUCUGUUCCACUUGAUCUCGCACUUUUCCGGUGA